This is a messenger RNA of Aegilops tauschii subsp. strangulata, 665 nucleotides long. RefSeq lists its product as uncharacterized. The record is from RefSeq and is a predicted model, not a curated record. Lineage: Eukaryota; Viridiplantae; Streptophyta; Magnoliopsida; Poales; Poaceae.
AACAAAAGCUUCGCCCCCCUUUCCCCAAUGGCGCAGUCGGCUCACUCUCACACGAGCACUCGCUUACCCUAGCUUCAACGCCAGCGCGCACCUCCCCUUCCCUUUGUUCGACGAUGGCGUCCACACCGCCGCCGGUAAUCGGCAAGGCGGGAAACCUCACUGUCUUCAUCACGCCCCCGGCCACGCCGCCUCCAGUGGAUACCCCGACCUCUCGUUCGGCCGAGUCGCCAGGAUCUGAGUUUUCCACCCCCAAUUCCACUCCCCGUUCGGUGGCGUCUCCUGCGUCCCCGCCGCCAGAGCAUAUAGCCACAUCGCCUCCGCCGGCCAAGAUGGUCUCGCCGCCUCCGCCGGUCAAGACGGUCUCCCCGCCACUGCCGCCAGCCAAGCUGUUCCAGGCCUCGCCAGUGCAAGUGCCUCCGCCGCAGUUCGAGAAGGCAGAGGCUAGGACGGAUGGAUCGGCGUUCGGGUUCUUCUGGGACGCGGUUUUGCGCGUGCAAGAAGCGCACGCAAGCUUGGAUGAGUACAUUUCGAAUUGGUUCGGGCUGGAUCAAUCCAAGUACCAGUGGGCGCUCAACGACUAUUACGAGAGCACCGGAAAGGAGAUGGAUCCGGGCAAGGCUACCAAGACAAUGGAGCUUAGUGGUAAGAUGCAGAAAGUGUAGUGA